This is a messenger RNA of Doryrhamphus excisus (bluestripe pipefish), 3367 nucleotides long. RefSeq names its product metal response element binding transcription factor 2 (gene mtf2). Gene Ontology annotation, molecular function: chromatin binding; DNA binding. The record is from RefSeq and is a predicted model, not a curated record. Gene Ontology annotation, biological process: negative regulation of gene expression, epigenetic. NCBI's taxonomy places the organism in Eukaryota, Metazoa, Chordata, Actinopteri, Syngnathiformes, Syngnathidae. Gene Ontology annotation, cellular component: nucleus.
GAUGCUUGAAAUGAGAUUAAACAGACGAGGACGAGGAAGCAGCAGCUGCCGUUUAAGCUUCCCACAAUGCACUCCCCGGCCAUCAGCGGGAAACCAAAAUGGCGAACGUGCUCGGGGAAAAUGAGCAGUUUGUUAUUUUCUGAGAAGGACACGGGGUCUACGCGUUUUAGCGGCUCGAGUUUGGUGUGAAUUUCAAAGGCAAACGGAGCGAGAAUACCACAGCAACGCACAUAUAUUUAUUUUGUUACUUUUGGAGCUGUAGAAACGGAGGUGCCCGAAUGAGAGACUCGGGGGUUUUGGGUCACCUGUCCGUCCAUCAGAGAGCUCACCCCCCGCAGCAGCAGGCUAUUCCUUUGUCCCCAACAAGCCAAGCGAGGGUGGAGUAUGGUGAACAGGACAGGUUCACAGAGGGGCAGGACGUCUUGGCCCGUUGGUCAGAUGGUUUGAUAUACCUGGGGACAAUCACAAAGAUAGAUCGGGACAAGCAGCGAUGCUUUGUGGUGUUUGAGGAUCGAUCCAAGUCUUGGGUUCUGUGGAAGGACAUUCAAACGGGGGAUGAAGAUGAGGACGACGAUGAAGACGAUGACAUUGUCUGCUCCAUCUGUCAGGAUGAAACUUCAGAGGAACCCAAUGAGAUUGUGAUUUGUGACAAAUGUGGGCAAGGCUAUCAUCAGCUGUGCCACUCCCCCAUCAUCGAUGCUACCGUCAUUGACUCAGACGACAAGUGGCUCUGCUCUGAAUGUGUGCUCACUGCUUUUCCAAAGCAGGAGGACCCGCAACACAUGGAGCUCUCCUUCCCGUACGCCCUGGAGGAACUGGUGUGGGAUGAAGACCACACAACCAACAUGCAACAGUGCUACUGCUAUUGUGGAGGGCCAGGAAACUGGUACUUGAAGAUGCUGCAGUGUAACAGAUGUGAGCAGUGGUUCCAUGAAGCCUGCCUCCACUGCUUGCAGAUGCCAAUGCUCUAUGGAGACAGGUUUUAUGUUUUUGUUUGUUCUGUUUGCAACGGUGGACCCGAGUAUCUCAGCCGACUGCCUCUCAGAUGGGAGGACGUGACACACUUGAGCCUGUACAACCUGACUAUGAUCCACAAGAAGAAGUACUUUGACUCUGAGAUGGACCUGAUGGCUUACAUCAACAGCAAUUGGGAGCUGCUGCAGCUUGGGGAGCUUUCUAGCACCCCGAGAUCAUUGCGAUAUGGGUUUGUACUGGAGGCGUUGAACAACAACACAAGCAAGUUCAUGUCGGGAAAAGAGGUAAAGAAGAAGAAGCACUUGUUUGGAUUGAGGGUUCGAUUCCCCCCCGCCCCCCCCAGUGCUGAGCAACCAGACAGCAGACUGAUGGAGCGCUCCUCACGAGGGAUGGCCGUCGACUCCAACAAAGCCCCAUCUUUCACUACUUUAACCAACGGCGCACAGAAGAAGUCCAAAAAGAAGUUGAGGAAGCAAUCCACACGGUCUCUUGAGAGGCAGGCCAAGCGCAGACGCUCCUGUGAACUCUUGUCCAGGGAGCUGAGAAAGCCUCCACCACUAGAAUCUCACUCAUUGGAUCGCUUUACUUCUGUCAAGAAUGACAGGUCGUUACUGUCAUCUCGAACCUCAGAUGUGGAGUCUAUCGGAGCCCUGAGCACCACAGAAACUACCUCAACUAGCCUUUCAAGGCAGUCCAGCCUCUGUAGCUCCAGCAAGACCCGGUCGACAAACUCCACCAUACCCAUUUCCCCUCCACCCUUAAAAAGGAAACGUGGGCGGCCACGACGGGUCUUGCGCCCCACCACCAACACAGGGAUGCGCCCUCCCAGCCCAGCAGACCCAAACCCUUCGGCCACAGAGGUGCUGAGUCCGCUUCCAGGGCUGCACUCCACAGACAUAGUUCACGGCAUGGACCCCAACAGUCAGCUGUCCCACCUCAAGAGCUCCAUCAGCUCCUACUUUGGAGUGGCAGGAAGGCUGGCUUGUGGGGAGAAGUACAAAGUCCUGGCUCGACGGGUCACCCUGGAUGGAAAGGUGCAGUACCUGGUGGAGUGGGAGGGUGUCACUGCCUCCUAGAGGUGUCCUACUGUGCACCCAGGAUGUAAUCAGAGCAUUAAUUAUGUACCUUUGUUUAGUUUAGACUGGAGUGUUAUUAAGCUUUCUGCAAAGCCUACUGGUUCAGUGCAGUCCACUGUGAAUAUAGUACAUUUCAACUUAUUUUUCCUCCUUCCUUUUAAAGUUUAUCGAUAAAAACGAGGCUCUGGCAUUAAACUAUUUGUAUCUUUUUGCGCUUUUGCUAUCCUUUUGCUGUUGCUUUGAAUACUGACAAACCCUCAGUUAUGCAUACAUCGAUCAAUGCACUGCACCUGUAGGCUUUCAGUGAUUUCUUUUAAAUACAGUGAUACACUUGUCAAUUGCAAACCAGCUGAGUAUAAAAGUAAGUUUUUUUUUUUGACAGAAUGUAGCGUGUGUUAACAGUGAGGAAGUGAGGGAGGUUUUGUUUUGCCACUGAGGUCAUACCGUGAACCUUUGUGUCCACGUGGGUAUCUAUUGUACAAUAUUUGCAGUUCUAACAUCCCUCUUUGACAUAACGCUCCCUCCUCUCUGCUCUCAGCUGUUAGUACCUCUGACUGUAUUUGGCAGAUGUAUUUUUAAGUUCAGUUUUGGAAAGUGUGCUCAUUUGUGUACUGUCAUGAAGGCACUUAAGAGCUGCUGCUGCAAAAUUGUAUUAUUUUAUAUAAAAAUUAUAUACAUUUAUUUUUACAAUUUCCCCCAUAUGUGUCUUGCUUUUUCUUUUUAAAUCUCCCGGUAACAGUAUAAGCUUAAAUGUUAAAAUUAGAGCAGCAUUUAUCAUUGAGUAAAAAUUAUUUUGUGCUGGUCCUAAAAUCAAAUGUGGAAAAUAUACAUUUUUUUCUGUUUGACCUUUUUGCCGAACUUACAUGCAACUAUAAAAUGAUGUGAUUUCAAUCUUCAGGACCUAUUGAUUUUUUUAUGUUUUAUAGUUCAGAAAAAAAAAAUAAAAGUGUUUCAUUUUGUGAUUGUCCUACACUCAAUUUCCAUUCUGCAGUUAACAGCAGGUUUGCUUGUUUGAGUUGAUCCUGUGUGUUUUUGUAGUUCGGAGUUCUUAUUUGGACCCUGCAGUUGAAAUGUUUGAGUUAUUGUGAUGAUUCAGACUCAGUUGUUCAGUUUGAGCAGCCUCUUUUAGGACACACGUUCUUUUCAUUUCAAAUGUGUUGAUGCCUGGCUCAUAUGAGCCGCUGCAGCCAAAGAACAUUGGUUAACCUGUUUGAAGACAACAAAUGACCAUUAUCCCAUUACAUACCUAAUGUGUCAUGAUACACAUCGAAGUGUAACUUCUGAAAAAAAUAAUAAAAGCGCCAUUUGUCAUACAA